ACGCAGUCCCCGCAGUCCACAGCAUACGCAGCCGCUACCUGCCAGGCGGAAUGGACGUAUCCUCCGGUGCUCCCAGCUUCACCCUCAGCCCAGCGGCGCCGCGGGAGAAGCCAGGCCCGACAUGACAGUGCCGGGACGGGAGAAGAAAGCGCGCCAGCAGCCGCGGGUGACCGUCCGGCCGGAGGCGGUGUGGGCUGCGGGUCGCUACGCCGUGCUGGCCGCCCUGUGCGCCCUGUGCUACAGCAACUCUCUCCACGGGGAGUUGGUACAUGACGAUGUGUGGGCUAUCGUCAACAACCCGGACGUCCGACUGGGCUCCAGCUUCAGAAACAUCUUCAGCAACGACUUCUGGGGCAAGAGGAUGGCGGACAAUACGAGCCACAAGUCCUACAGACCGCUGUGCAUCCUCACCUUCAAGUUGAACAUCCUGCUGGGCGGCAUGACACCUCUCUAUUUCCACAUCGUCAACGUGUGUUUGCACUGCAGCGUAACGUGCCUGCUUAUGCACAUGUGUGAGAGCUGGACAUUCGAAGACUCACGGCUGGCCUUCGUCACGGCACUCCUCUUUGCUGUGCACCCCGUUCACACUGAGGCUGUGUCUGGUAUCGUGGGCAGGGCUGACGUCUUGGCCUGUCUGCUGUUCUUGCUGACGUUCCUCUCCUAUAUCAGGAGUGUGGGGGUGUAUGUCUCUGAGGACGCUCUGCCCUCCACGGUGUCAGUGUGGUGUCUGCUUGUCAGUUUGUUGCUGGGCACCUGCGCCAUGCUGGUCAAGGAGACGGGCAUCACUGUGUUCGGAGUGUGCGUGCUCUACGAUGCCCUGGUGCUCUGCCGCAAGCCUCUCAUCUAUCACCUGUCUGGCUCCAGACGCAGGGACCUCUUCCAUAUCUGCAGCCCAUUCAUCAAACGAGCCUGUCUCAUCUCUGGAUAUGUGGUGAUCAUCAUGUCAGUCAGACUGUGGCUGAUGGGAGGAUCCAUGCCUCUCUUCUCUGAACAGGACAACCCUGCCUCCUUCUCCCCUCACCUGCUUACUAGGAUUCUGACCUAUUGUUACCUGCUGUCCUUCAAUGCCUGGCUGCUGCUGGCCCCCAUCAUGCUGUGUUACGACUGGCAGGUGGGAAGCAUACCCUUGGUGGAAUCGCUGGGCGACGUGCGCAACGUGGCCACCGUGCUGCUGGCUGUGGUGAUGGUCGCUCUCUGCCUGCGCUGCAUCUUCUCACUGCAGAGACAGGACAGCAGGGAGGUGUUGGUGGGCAUGUUGCUUCUGGUGUUUCCCUUCAUUCCUGCCAGUAACCUCUUCUUCAGGGUGGGAUUUGUUGUGGCCGAGAGGGUUCUUUACAUGCCAAGUAUGGGUUACUGUAUCCUGGUAGCUCAUGGCCUUGGUCGGUUGUGUUCGGUGGUGGGCCGUUGGGGCACCACAGUUCUCAGUGUCUCGAUGCUACUUCUGUUCCUGCUCUUCUCCUGGAAGACCGUCCAGCAGAACCACGUCUGGCUCUCCAGGGAGGCCCUCUUCCGCUCUGGUAUCCAGACUCUGCCUCACAAUGCUAAAGUCCACUACAACUACGCCAACUUCCUGAAAGACAGCGGCCGGCACCAGGAGGCCAUUCACCACUACACCACUGCCCUCAGGUUAUACCCCCGCCAUGCCAGCGCCAUGAACAACCUCGGCACUCUAACUCGCAACCCAGAGGAGGCUGAGCGCUACUACAGGAGAGCACUGGACACAAACCCUCAGCAUAACCGAGCUCUGUUUAACCUUGGAAACCUCCUCAAGUCCCAGGGGAAGGAGAAAGAGGCUGAGACUUUGCUGAAGGACUCCAUACGUUAUGGUCCACAUUUCGCUGAUGCUUAUUCUAGUCUGGCAUCACUCUAUGCUGAGCAGAAACGCUUUGCUGAAGCCAAUGAAGUGUAUCUGAAAGGAAUAGAGAACUGUCCAGACAGCUCUGACCUGCAUAAUAACUACGGAGUGUUUCUGGUGGAUACGGGAGAAGGUGAGCUGGCAGCUGCUCACUACCAGCAAGCUGUUAGACUCAAACCAGCACACUACGUUGCCAUGGUGAACCUGGGCCGCCUGCUCCGAUCCUCCAAUGAGAACAAAGAAGCCGAGUCUUGGUACAAGAGGGCGCUGCAGGUGACGAGGAAGGUGGACAUUUUGACUCCACUUGGAGCUCUGUACUACAACACAGGACGCUACGAGGAGGCCCUGCAGGUGUACAGAGAGGCAACUUCCCUGCAGCCAGACAGUACCGACAUCUGGUUGGCUCUGGCUCAGGUUUUAGCCAUGGCAGGUCGUCCCAAAGAGGCUGAGAAGAUGACCCUUGACAUCAUAUCCAGAGAAGGCAGCUGUAUCGAAUGUUACCGCCUCCUGUCCGCAAUCUACAGCAAGCGUGGCAACUACACAGAGGCUCUGGAUGCUCUGGACAGGGCACUGCAGCAGAACCCCAGUGAUCUAACAGUGAGAGCAGAGCUGUAUUUCUCCAAAGGAAACCAGCUCAGAGAGAUGAACCAGCUGGACCGAGCCUUUGAGAGCUACAAGCUUGCUGUGGAACUCAAACCUGACCAGUCCCAGGCCUGGAUGAACAUGGGAGGGAUUCAGCACAUUAAGGGAGACUAUGCGGCAGCCAGGAUGUACUACCAGCGAGCCCUACAUCUGAGCCCCGGUUCCAAACUUCUGAAGGAAAACCUGGCCAAAUUGGACCGGCUGGAGCGGAGACUGACAGGGGGGGCGUAGACCACUAUGAUGAACACUAUGAUCCCAGACGCUGCAUCGUCCAUGGCACAGAUCAGGGGAGCAUGGCCCCACCCAGCCCUCUGGAGCCCAAACACCAGUCACCAGGCUGCUGGAUAAAACGGACCUGGUUGCUAAGACAACCUGCCUGUUUGAAAGCAGAGGAAGAGGGUGAGCUUGUCUGGACUGCAGCGUGUUCUGAGGUGGACAGGGAGUACUGAGUCAAGAGACUGAUCAAGCCACAGGUCCAGAAACCUUUCCUGGUGUAAGCAGAAGGGAAGGGCCAGUUCCAUGUGUUGCCCUGUCUGCAUCAGCUUUACUUCAACAUGCACUUCUUGCUUUAGACAUUUGUGUUUGAUUGAUUUAUUAUUAAGGUUAAUGUGAAGUCUUUUUUUUUUUGGCGCUUGAUCACAGAUUAUAAUUAAGUGCUCUGCUCUGCCAAUGAGAAUUAUUCAUGUAUUUACAUUAGUGCAGUGAAAGUGUAUGGAAAAUUGUAUUGUUAUGAAGGGAAAAAGCACGAAAGGUCAUUCUCGACCUAUGAGAACACCAUGUGCAACAAAAUAAAAGUUCAACGGUCCACUUACUAGCUUCUCAGACCUUUCAUCCACAUCUCAAAGUCUUCUUCAGCUAACGGUGUUUGCUCGGGUCAUACACAGAUAAACAUCAGUCACGAUGAUGAUAUUUUGGUCAGUACUGACAAGUGUUCAGUCAGUACUGACCAAAAUAUCAACCUAAAUCCUCGACCACGAGUCAGAAAAUCAAAACAAACAAGAGGUUGGACAAGUCAUUGUUUUGUAAAUCACAGGCAGAUUUGGGAAAACUGCUUGAAGAUGUUGCUCCUGAAGCUACAGGUGAUCCUUCAUUGGAAGAGACGAGGGUACAGCAACACUACUGCUACAUGAUUUAAGCUACGCAACCCAAGCGCUACUGGGAAAUUUACUUAAACUAGGGACUUAACUACAUGCAGUGCCAUUACGCUACUCAAUACUGGUAUCUUAAGUUUUGACAAUGACGUUCUGAGUCAAGUUCAAAGACAUUGUCCUAAACUUUAAAGUUAAUGAGCUUAAAUCUUUCAUAUGAAAUAGACCUGAUAUCAAGUCAAAAAUAAGGUGAAGUCACAAGGCCAUGUGACGACACCUGAGCCAGCUCCAUUCACUUAAAUAUUAUGCUUGAAAGCUCCAAAAAGCUACUAAGUGGGCCUUUUGAAUUUGGAUUAUUAUUAUAAAAUCUGUAAAGCUCUCAAUUAUAUGACUUAUUAGAAAUGUAAUCAUAACAGUUGCUUUCUCCUUAGACUAUACUAUGUUCAUCUGACCUCCAUUUUCAGAACUGGUUACAGUAUUAGACCUGAUGUUGCGAGCCUUCUGCAAGUAUAAUAAGCUAGUGUGCUCCUGUGUAAGGAGUUGAAACUUGUGGCUUCAUGUGUACCAUAACCUCUGAAGAUUGCUGUUUGGUUGCUUCUUGUGGUUUUGUUGACAUUCAUGUUGAUUGUGGAUUAAUUUUUGUUGUGGAAUGACAAUUGGACGAAAGUGAAGUGACAAGUGCAAUGACUGAUUUGCAUCAAAUAAAUAAAGUAUAUGUUUGAUUAAAUGGUGUUUGGAAAAAACA
This is a messenger RNA of Micropterus salmoides (largemouth bass), 4330 nucleotides long. It is a transcript of the gene tmtc1, whose product is annotated as transmembrane O-mannosyltransferase targeting cadherins 1. The transcript is spliced from 19 exons. Bases 122 to 2728 code for a protein of 868 amino acids. Gene Ontology annotation, biological process: RNA processing; protein O-linked glycosylation via mannose. The record is from RefSeq and is a predicted model, not a curated record. Gene Ontology annotation, molecular function: protein binding; mannosyltransferase activity. NCBI's taxonomy places the organism in Eukaryota, Metazoa, Chordata, Actinopteri, Centrarchiformes, Centrarchidae.